AUGUCAGAAGGAGAAGGAACAUUCCGGACAGUCUCUGAGGAGGAGCAAGAACUGCGUUCCAAGCUGGAACGACUCACGACCAAGGACCAUGGGCCUGUCUUUGGAAAGUGUAGCCAGGUGCCCCCCCACACCAGGCAGAAGGCCAAGGAUGAGCUCAAUGAGACAGAGGAAUCCCGGGAAGUGGCUGUGAGGGAAUUGCGAGAAAUGGUUCAAGAACGGGCUGAUUCUGGAGAUGACGUGGGUCGAUUGGUGGCUGAGAAAGUACAGGGGAAGGAGAAUGACUUCUUCCUCCGUUUUGUUCGGGCCAGAAAAUUUGAUGUCAGCCGUGCCUAUGACCUGCUUAAAGGUUAUGUGAAUUUCCGACAACAAUACCCUGAGCUCUUUGAAGAUCUGUCACCAGAGGCUGUUCGUUGCACCAUUGAAGCUGGUUACCCAGGCAUUCUCUCUAGCCGGGAUAAGUAUGGUCGUGUGGUCAUGCUCUUCAACAUUGAGAACUGGGACUAUGAGGAAAUUACUUUUGAUGAGAUCCUGCAGGCAUACUGCGUGAUCCUGGAGAAGCUGCUGGAAAAUGAGGAAACCCAGAUUAAUGGCUUCUGCAUUGUUGAGAACUUCAAGGGCUUCACCAUGUACCAGGCAACAGGCCUCAGGCCCUCAGAGCUCAGGAAGAUGGUGGACAUGCUCCAGGACUCUUUCCCAGCCAGAUUCAAAGCUAUCCACUUCAUCCACCAGCCAUGGUACUUCACCACCACCUAUAAUGUGGUUAAGCCUUUCUUAAAGAAUAAACUUCUGGAGCGAGUCUUCAUUCAUGGAGAUGACUUGGAGACCUUCUUCCAGGAGAUUGAUGAAGACAUACUGCCUGCUGACUUUGGAGGCACACUGCCCAAAUAUGAUGGCAAAGUCAUAGCUGAACAGCUAUUUGGACCCCGAACUGUGGCUGAGGACACUGCCUUUUAA
Messenger RNA from Trichosurus vulpecula (common brushtail), 954 nucleotides. It is a transcript of the gene RLBP1, whose product is annotated as retinaldehyde binding protein 1. The transcript is spliced from 7 exons. Gene Ontology annotation, cellular component: membrane. The record is from RefSeq and is a predicted model, not a curated record. Bases 1 to 954 code for a protein of 317 amino acids. Gene Ontology annotation, molecular function: phosphatidylinositol bisphosphate binding. Lineage: Eukaryota; Metazoa; Chordata; Mammalia; Diprotodontia; Phalangeridae.